AUGGGUGGAGGAGGACAACAGCUUGCAUUAGAGGAAGUUGUUCUUCGAGCAAGUGUCGAUUUUGCAGUGGAGAUGGCCGCCUUUCAGCAGCUGGGGAGCACUGAGCAUCCUUGCCCGGCGCUCUUCAAUCUUCAUCACGUGAACAUGCUGCUGGAACGAACGCUCACCUUUGCGACUAAUUUGUCGGCUUCGUACCCAUUAAGCGAGGGAACGACACUCGUGCAGCUGGGUAAGGCACAUCAGAGCUGGUUAAGCGAACUGAAGAACAUUUUCCUCUCGAAUUGCCCGGUACAGCCGUCUGCAGACGAAAAGUACUUUAGUGUGGCAUUUCGUGGGAAUAAUGAGCAUAGUUUCCCUAUUUCAGUAGAGACGCUGCACUUCUUAGUGAGACUAGCCGAAAGCCAUCUCCAGGCUCCUCUGUUGCAGCCUCGUUUGGUCCAGCUUCGUGAGUUGCUAAAUGAGCAGAUGACGGCAUCAAAUGGAGUCUCUUGGCGCUCUUCGGACCAAGCACGGGCGUCUGUCAAUGAAGUCGACCUUACUCUAGUGGACAAGUCACUUCGUUCCAGAUGA
This is a messenger RNA of Phytophthora infestans T30-4, 570 nucleotides long. RefSeq lists its product as uncharacterized. NCBI's taxonomy places the organism in Eukaryota, Oomycota, Peronosporomycetes, Peronosporales, Peronosporaceae. The transcript has 3 exons. The record is from RefSeq and is a predicted model, not a curated record. Bases 1 to 570 code for a protein of 189 amino acids.